GCCCUUUGCGGGAGGGGGGCGUCUAUUCCUUCUCACCGAGCCACGCAGUGCACGGAGUCGAGAGAGAGAGAGGGAGGGGAAGUGUGGGGUGGGAUAGAACCGCGACGGCAUUCUUGGUACCUUUCCAAACCCUAAGACAUCCGCAGGCGCGGCGAUUUCUCAACGGCAUUCUUGCGCUCUCACCCCCCCGAGUUCUCCGAAGCCUUCGUCCGGAAGCCCUAAUUUCUCUACUCGUCAAGCCUCGACCAUCCUCUUCUUCUCCUUGCAUAUACGCCACACUGCUAAAUUUUCCCAAUCUCUUACCCUCUGGAUCGAAUCUCCAAUCCCUACCGAUGAGUCGGUCAGGGAUCAACUCCACGGUCUACCAUGGAGAAGUGUGCCUCGGAGAAGCCGAGGUAUUCCCCACCAACAACCACGCCUUCCCCUUCCCCAGCAACGAGAUACGCAUCAGCCACCUCUCUCCUCCCAGCGAGAGGUGCCCUCCCCUCUCCAUCCUACAGACCAUCUCCCCUUUCUCCGUCCGCUGCAAGGUCCAGGCCAAGUCCGCGACCGAACAAUCCCUCCUACGCCGGCUCUAUCUCUCCUGUUUCCAAGAGCAUAAGACUGCCGUGGUAGUCGUCGGAAAGGAAGAAUUGCAUCUCGUGGCCAUGCCGAGCCAGGUGCAAAAGGUCCCUUGCUUCUGGUGCUGCGCUGUGCAGGCUGGUCUGUACGCAUCGUGCCUGGGUAUGCUCAAUCUGCGGUGCCUUGCGAUCGUGUUCGAUCUUGAUGAGACGCUCAUCGUUGCCAACACGAUGAAGUCAUUCGAGGACAGAAUCGAGGCCUUGUCCCGCAGGAUCGAUGUCGAGGAUGAUCGUGCUAGGUUUUCGGGAAUGUCCGCAGAGCUCAAGCGGUACAUCGAGGAUAAGGAUCUGUUGAAGCAGUACAUAGAGAACGAUGCUGUUUCCGACAACGGGAAGAUGGUUGGCGUUCAGAAUGAGGAGGUUCCAGGACUACCUGGUGGCCAGGAGCGCAUCGUUCGGCCUGUCAUUAGGUUGCAAGAAAGGAACAUUGUUUUGACUCGGAUCAAUCCAGAGAUCCGUGAUACUAGUGUGUUUGUGAGGCUACGACCUGCUUGGGAGGAUUUGAGGAGCUAUUUAACUGCAAAAGGGCGCAAACGAUUUGAAGUUUAUGUGUGUACAAUGGCUGAAAGAGACUAUGCUCUGGAGAUGUGGAGGCUCCUUGACCCAGAAGCUCAUCUGAUCAGCUCAAGACAACUUCUGGAUCGUGUAGUAUGUGUAAAGUCAGGUUCAAGGAAGUCGUUGCAACAUGUUUUUCAAGAUGUGGUUUGCCAUCCAAAAAUGGCUAUGGUGAUUGAUGACCGGCUGCAGGUUUGGGAUGAUAAGGAUCAACCUCGAGUUCAUGUUGUUCCUGCAUUUACUCCUUACUAUGCUCCUCAAGCAGAGAUGGCCAAUACUGUUCCUGUUUUGUGUGUUGCAAGAAAUGUUGCAUGCAAUGUCCGAGGUGGUUUUUUCAGAGAAUUUGAUGAGAACCUGUUGCGGAAGAUAUUUGAAUUGUGUUAUGAAAAUGAUAUACUGGAUUUACCUUAUGCUCCAGAUGUGAGUGACUACUUGAUGUCAGAGGACACUAACGUUGUACCAAACAGCAACAGAGAUGUUCCCAUAUCAGAGGGUAUGAAUGGUUCUGAGGCUGAAAGAAGAUUAAGUCCACCGGUACACCUUGGCGAUGAGCAACAUAUGCAACAUCAAGCACAGACCUCUCUUUCCUCUUUCUCAGAUGAUGAGCUAUCAUUAUUUCAAACAUCUGCCAACAACAGAAGUCGUCUAGAUAGUGAAACAGGUCAAAUGACUCUACUGCCAUCCUCCUUAUUUAUUGGAGUGUUGCAAGAAAUUGGCCGGAGGUGUGACUGUAAGGUUGAGUUCAGGUCCGUCAUAGGCAGCAGCAAGGACCUGCAUUUUUCUGUUGAGGUUUUAUUUAGCACUGAAAGGAUCGGAAUUGGGAUGGGAAGAACAAGGAAAGAAGCUCAGUUACAAGCUGCUGAGAAUGCUCUCCGCAAUUUGGCUAGCAACUAUGUAUCAUUUAUUGCACCAAAUUCUGGAGGUGCAAAUAGAGAAUCAGAUAAUGCUUCACUUGGAACUGAAAAUGGCUUUCUACGCGAAAUUAUCAAUCCUGUUCCGGAUGAGCCAGUUAAGAAAGAAGACCUUGCAGGUGCAAGUACAUCAGAACAAAUGUCUCAGUCAAAUGACUCAGGAAGAUUGUCAUCUGUCCUAUUCGGUAUCAGAGAACUUUGUUUGGAGGGUCAAAACAUAGUCUUCCGAGAUCAAGCCCCAGCUUCCAUGACAUUAAAUAAAGGAGAGCACUAUUUUCAGGUUGAAUUAGCAGGACAAAUUUUAGGAAAGGGAGUUGGUUUGAGUAGAGAGGAGGCCAAGCUUCAGGCUGCUGAGGAGGCGCUCAGGACUCUGAAAGCAACACACAGUUCACAAAGGCAAAGUUCAAAUUCAUCAAGGUUGCCACCAGCUCUUCCCAGUAGUUCUCCAAGGAAGAAAUAAUGCAGGGGUGACAGAACCUACCAUAUUCUCAAUAUGAUAAAUAUGGAAAUUCAAUCUACUAACUAGCAGACUAGAAUUACAGCGUUGGGACUUCUCUUUUGAGUGGUUUGAAGGCCCAUGGUCGAUUUAUGUUUGUCCAACUAUCAUAGCUCAAGCAUCUCACCUUCUGAUCAAAGCAUUCUAAAUUCAACAGGAAACUCUUCCUUGGGAGUUUAAUUUCAGAGUUUGUUUUCUUGAGUGGCCAAACAAUCUGCAGCACAGUUUAUCUGGAAGCAUACUCAGUUAGGGAUGCACAUAGCGAUGUAUGGAAAUUCCUGCACAGAUUAACCAUGAGAGAGCUAACCUAAUUUCUAAUUCUCAAAUAGAGAUUUAACAACUAUGUUGUGUAAAGCUCUUUAUGGCUUGAUGUUGAGCCUGAAAGUGACUUCUGUAAUCUAGAGAUGAUGUCAGUCAAUGACGAUUUCUUUUUUUUGUACUAGA
Molecule: messenger RNA, 3026 nt
Organism: Phoenix dactylifera (date palm)
Lineage: Eukaryota; Viridiplantae; Streptophyta; Magnoliopsida; Arecales; Arecaceae
Source: RefSeq, a predicted model, not a curated record